AUUCUCGCCGGCGGUUUUAGAGCAGCAGCGGCGGAGCGACACCAGUGGAACCCACAACAAUGGAAGCCGAAACCACACCUCAAGAGCAAUUACCGGGCAUUUGCCCGGAAAAUCCGGAUCCGGGUUCAACCCAUGACCCGAACACAAAGCCGAAGAUUGUGGUGAUAAUGGGUUCCACCGGAGCAGGCAAAUCCAAAUUAGCCAUAGACCUCGCUUCCCACUUUCCGAUUGAAAUUAUCAACGCCGAUUCCAUGCAGGUUUAUCAAGGGUUGGAUGUUCUUACCAACAAAGUCCCUGUUCUUGAGCGUAAAGGAGUGCCUCAUCAUUUGCUGGGGACAAUUAGCCCUAAUGUUGAAUUCACUGCUAAAGAGUUUCGUGAUUCGGCUAUUCAACUAAUUGAUGAGAUAUCGUCUCGUAAUUGCUUGCCCGUUAUAGUAGGUGGAACAAAUUACUAUAUCCAGGCUCUUGUUAGUCAGUUCCUAUUGGAUGACCAUGCAGACGAUCUCGAAACAAAUUGCUUAUUCGAUCUUCCAGAAAAUAACGAAGAACUGGAUUCUGAAUUUGGAUUGCGGACCGAAAGUUGUGAUGAUUAUACUUAUAGUCGUCUUAAAGACAUUGAUCCAGUUGCAGCAAACAGAAUUCAUCCAAACGACCAAAGGAAGAUCAAGCAAUAUCUAAAUUUAUAUUCGCGUUUCGGUGUACUGCCAAGCAAACUUUUCCAAGGCAAUACUAUGCAGAAAUGGGGUCGAGCGGAUAAUUUAAGAUACGAUUGUUGCUUUAUAUGUGUGGAUGCAUCUCUUUCGGCAUUGGAUCGAUAUGUGGAUCAAAGGGUGGAUCUAAUGGUUUGUGGCGGUUUACUUGAAGAAGUUCGUGAUAUUUACAAUAUGAAUGCCGAUUAUACACGAGGAUUGAGACAAGCAAUUGGUGUAAGAGAAUUUGAGGAUUUUUUAAAAUGUCAGAACUCUGAAUUUCAAGAAAGUAGUACAAGUCAAAUCAUGGAUUGUGUUGGUGAGGAAAGAACAAAACUCGUGUUGGAAGAAGCUAUUGAGAAAAUGAAAUUAAAUACGAGAAGACUUGUUCGUCGCCAAAAAAGAAGACUCGGUCGACUUCAAAUGCUUUUCGGAUGGAGCAUCCAUUUCGUCGAUGUGACAAAUUGCUUGCAAAGCGCUUCAGAAACUUCGUGGGGUGUAAACGUGGUGGAACCAUCCGUGAAUAUAAUCAGAAUUUUCCUAGAUAAAGCUUCAAUUCCGAAACGAGUAAAAAUGGUUACGAAGAAAUAAAAGUGGCUCAGAAGGACCUGUGGACCCUACAUGUUUGUGAGGCAUGUGACAACAAAGAGCUUAGAGGUGCACAUGAAUGGGAACAGCAUAAACAGGGCCGAACCCAUCGUAAACGAGCAUCACGUCUUAAUAAAAAAAAAUCGGGCAUUCAUUCCCGAUUUGACGAAGAACAGUAAUUUUUAUUAGGUUUUUUUUUUCUUUAUUUUUCGGCUGUAACUUCUGUUCUUUAUAUGUAUUGAAGCAGUAAAAUUGGACCGACUGUAUUUUCGUAUAUUAAUUAUUCUUUGCA
Molecule: messenger RNA, 1569 nt
Organism: Erythranthe guttata (spotted monkey flower)
Lineage: Eukaryota; Viridiplantae; Streptophyta; Magnoliopsida; Lamiales; Phrymaceae
Gene: IPT2
Product: tRNAisopentenyltransferase 2
Biological process (GO): tRNA modification
Cellular component (GO): mitochondrion
Molecular function (GO): tRNA dimethylallyltransferase activity
Source: RefSeq, a predicted model, not a curated record